UUUGUACAGACGGGUGGAGCGGUACCUGCACCCUAACAAAUAACAGUACAUUAUAAUUUUCAACUUACAAGUGGGCAUCCGGCUAAACUGGAACAGAAACACUUUUCAGCAUGGGAAGAAAGAAAGAUCGGAGUGAACUUGGCAAACGUGGACCGGGUAGAAAAUCGAAGAAACAAGGAGCGCCAGAAAUGCCGAAAUUUCUUCAAAGCCAAGAUGAAACUGAGAAACGAUUGGGGCGUCGAUCUCGACAAAGGAUUAUCAAGAGGGUCGGCAAGGCUCAACUCCAGCAACAGCACCAGCAGGUGAACAAGCAGAAGCAAGUGCAGAACAGAAAGCCGCAGCAGCAACAACUGAAACUGCAGCAAUCAAAAGGGGAGAAAAAAGCCUCGAGCACCCCCAAGAAACCUGUGACGGAGAUGGACAGUGACGGGGAAGGAAGCGACGGGGGAUGGAGCGAUGAUGGGGAGUGGCUCGAUGAUGAGGCAGAGGAAGUAGAAGAUGACGAAGAGAGCGAUCAAGAAGAGGAGGGAUCAGACGAAGAUAUAGAGUAUGAUUUCGGUGAUGACGAUGAGGAAAACGAAGAAGAUGUGGAUGAAGAAGACAUUGAAGAAGCAGAGAGCGGCGAAGAUGAAUUCGCAGACAGCGAUGACAUGGAAGAGAUGGCCAGCAAAGGCUUCACCGAUGACAACAAAGAGUGGUUGACACCUGCCCCCGUCAAGAAAGCCCCGGCCGAAAAGAAGAAAACAGUACCUCUGAAUCUUCUUGAGGAUGACGAAGAUGAGGCUGUGGAGGAGAACGAGGAAGAUGAGGAGGACUCAGAUGACGACAUGCCUGCUGAUGACUUUGGACCCAUGGGAUCUGACUCGGAUGAAGACUCAGAAGAUGACGAUGAUGCAGAUGACAGCGAUGAGGCAGAGGAUGAUCAAGAUGAUGAGGACCUUCUCCCCAUUGAGAAGGCCUCCAAGAAGCUGGACAAAAAGAUCAAGAGACAGAAGAAAUUGGCUGAGGCUGAACUAAGAGCCAACACAGCUCUGUAUGACAUGUUCCACCUGCCUACGCCAGAGGAAUUGGAAGUAGAAAGGAAUCGACCUCUUGAUAUGAGUCAGGUGCACCAGAGGAUCAAGGAGGUGAUGGAAGUGUUGGGAGACUUCAGGACAAGAAGGGAACCAGACCGAUCCCGUGCCGAAUAUAUCUCCAUUCUGCGCCAGGACCUGAUGACGUACUAUAGCUACAAUGAAUACCUCCUGGACAAGAUAAUGGACAUUUUCCCCAUGACUGAGCUGAUUGAGUUUCUGGAAGCGAAUGAGGUCCAACGUCCAGUCACAAUACGAACCAACACGCUGAAGACGAGACGUAGGGAUCUUGCUCAGGCACUCAUCAACAGGGGCGUGAACCUUGAUCCCUUGGCCAAAUGGUCAAAGGUCGGUCUGGUGAUUUUCGAUUCCUCUGUUCCAAUCGGUGCGACCCCUGAGUAUCUGGCCGGUCACUAUGUGCUGCAGGGAGCAUCCAGCUUCCUACCCGUCAUGGCACUCGCUCCUCAGGAGAAGGAGAAAAUCCUGGAUAUGUGCUCUGCACCCGGUGGCAAAACAACUUACAUUGCUGCGUUAAUGAAGAACACAGGUCUGCUGUUUGCCAAUGAUGCUAACAAAGACAGAGUCAGAGCAGUAGUAGGCAACAUCCAUCGCUGUGGCAUCACCAACACGGUGGUGUCCAACGAAGAUGGCCGGUCGUUCCCCAAGAUCACCGGAGGCUUUGAUCGUGCCUUGGUGGAUGCUCCUUGUAGCGGAACGGGCGUCAUCUCUAAGGAUGAAUCCGUCAAAUCCAGCAAGGAUCACCUGGACAUCCAGAAGUGUGCUCAUCUCCAGAAGCAGCUGAUUCUAGCAGCCAUCGACUCUGUGGAUGCCAAGUCAUCCAGCGGGGGCUAUAUUGUCUACUCAACAUGCUCCAUCAUGGUCGAGGAGAAUGAGUGCGUGAUAGACUACGCUUUGAAGAAACGCUGCAUCAAGGUGGUUCCAACAGGUUUGGACUUUGGCAAAGAAGGCUUUACAAAGAUAAAGGAGAGGCAUUUCCAUCCAUCUGUGAAGCUGACCCGCCGAUUCUACCCACACACCCACAAUAUGGAUGGUUUCUUUGUGGCCAAACUCAAGAAAUACUCCAACAAGAUACCAGGCGCAGAGGAUGCAGAGAAGGUAGACAUGGAUGAGGAAACUGGGAAAGCAACGGCCAGUGAAGAAAAGGAGGAGGCUGUUCAAAGUCCAGAGGAAGCUGAGGCAGCAGACCCCGAGCCUGUAGCUAUAGUACAGCACACAGCUGCCCAUAAAAGGAGCAGGUAUUUUGCCCGCCGGAAACGGAAGGGCGUGGAGAGUGGGGGAGCUGGAAACAAGGAAAAUGUUGGCGGAAAAAGGAAGGAAACGUCAAAAGGAGGAAAAGGGACUCCCGGGCCAAAGUCAGACUCCAAACCCCCCGACACAUCCCUGCCAAGGAAAGGUAGCAAAGGGAAAAAGAGGACUCAUUCCCCCAAGGGGCCCAUUCUGAAAUCCCCUGGUGGUGGGGACAAAGUGACUGGAAAACUGAAGAAACAAGGCGGCGAUGGUGCGGGGUCUUCUGCUGGUGGCAAGAAGAGAAGAAAAGAUGCUAACUGAGAAACUUGAGACUGAAAGAGUCUCUCUCUAAUGGGCAAGUCAGUGGGUUGAGGGAUAGAUGAGGAGUGUAACAAGGUGAGACAAUGUCUGUCACAGGAUGAACAGGGAGAUUUUUAAGUUUCCUCAUCACGGAAAGCCUCAGUUUUGUAACACAAACUUGAAGAAACAGCCAUCCUUUCUUUUACUCUCCACACUUCUGAAGGAACCAUAGAAGGAUCAAAUGAGGCAAGAACUUCACUUUGGAUUAAAUGCUUCAGUCCCUGAGUAGCCUCCAUAGGUCACCAUCCCCUGCAAAUGGGUAUGCUUCAGUCCCUGAGUAGCCUCCAUAGGUCACCAUCCCCUGCAAAUGGGUAUGCUUCAGUCCCUCAGUAGCCUCCAUAGGUCACCAUCCCCUGCAAAUGGGUAUGCUUCAGUCCCUGAGUAGCCUCCAUAGGUCACCAUCCCCUGCAAAUGGGUAUGCUUCAGUCCCUCAGUAGCCUCCAUAGGUCACCAUCCCCUGCAAAUGGGUAUGCUUCAGUCCUUCGGUAGCCUCCAUUGGUCACCAUCCCCUGCAAAUGGGUAUGCUUCAGUCCCUGAGUAGCCUCCAUUGUUCACCAUCCCCUGCAAAUGGGUAUGCUUCAGUCCCUCAGUAGCCUCGGUAGAUCACCCUGCCCUACAAAUGGGUAGGUUUCAGUCCCUCAGUAGCCUCCGUAGAUCACCCUGCCCGAUAAAUGGGUAUGCUUCAGUCCCUCAGUAGCCUCCGUAGAUCACCCUGCCCGAUAAAUGGGUAUGCUUCAGUCCCUGAGUAGCCUCCGUAGAUCACUGUGCCCUGCAAAUGGGUAUGGUUCACUACUUGAUUCAGGCCUGAGUCUGGAAAUUAUUCUGUUUGCGAUUCCAUGUCAAAAAUACUGUUGUUGUCUAGAGAAAUCCAACAACCUAAUAGAGAAAAAUACUCUGUAGUUUUUACUUUGAACACUUUCCAAAGUAUGGCAUGUACUUUUUAUGUCAUUUUUGUUUUUUUACUUUAUAAAGGUUAACUGUUAAUCUUAGAAUCUCUUUCCAGAAAUUAAAAUAAUUUGUGCACAAAAGUUUCUUUUCAUUGCUAAUUUUAAACGAGGUGUUCCACGUUUGAGAUUUUGUACAUUACUAUCAAGGUCAAUCAGUUUUGAAAAAAUAUAUUCUGUGAAUAUAAAAUAGAUCUGAAUUUUCAAAAUACCUCUGCCUAUUUAGUUUUUAAACAGUAUUUUGAUAGUCUGUUGUAAAGUCUUUUGUUUUCAUCAUUCGAAAUAAUUUUCAAGAUACAGAUAAAAACUCAAGUAGUGUAAUUAAUCAAAAUUAAAAUGGUUAUUCUUUGGUUUAAUUAAUUAGUACAAUGUGAUUUGUAAGCAUUUUGCAGCAUGUUCUAGUUCUACAUGUAUUUCUGAAAAACUGUAGAUUGGUGUUUUGAUACCACCCUUUUAGGCGCCUUAAUGAGUCAUGGGUUGGGUGACAUAAUACAGACUAGUGCACGAUUGGUUUAUUUGUGUGAUUUGAAAGCUUUGAAAGUGAAAGAUAAGGUCAAGUAUGGCCCGUAAUUGGGACCGUCCAGAGGCCUUCUGCCAACAGGACCCCCCAAAAAAUAUAACUUCGAAAGGUCUUUUUUGAAAGUUGCUUGAGGAAAAUUUCUGAAGUUUUGAUCGAUCAUUGAAUGAAAAUUGAAAAUCAAAGGGAAGACCAAAACAGUGCCUCCAAUUUUAAACUUGUUGGGACGCUCAAAUUUGGCAUGCCUUUACCA
This is a messenger RNA of Acanthaster planci (crown-of-thorns starfish), 4395 nucleotides long. RefSeq names its product NOP2 nucleolar protein (gene nop2). Gene Ontology annotation, biological process: rRNA base methylation; maturation of LSU-rRNA. The record is from RefSeq and is a predicted model, not a curated record. Lineage: Eukaryota; Metazoa; Echinodermata; Asteroidea; Valvatida; Acanthasteridae. Gene Ontology annotation, molecular function: RNA binding; rRNA (cytosine-C5-)-methyltransferase activity. Gene Ontology annotation, cellular component: nucleolus.